AUGGCAGCUUCAGUGGCAGCAGCAGAGAUGAUGGCAUCGCGGCUCAGCACAGGAAGAGCGGACAGUGUGGGACGUCACCAGUUUCUUCUGUGGCGGUGUCAAGAACAGCUAGCUAAGGUCUUCCAGAGACUUGUAGCAUCUGGUACAUUUCGCAUCGCCAAGGAGCCUCUGGGGUUUGUGCGCCUCCUCGAAUGGAUUUUUGCAAUCUUUGCAUUUGCAACAUGUGGUGGCUACUCUGGAGCACUGAAAGUCAGUGUGGACUGUGUGAACAAGUCAGAAAGUAACCUGAACAUUGAGAUAGGAUUUUCUUAUCCUUUCAGGUUACACCAAGUGUAUUUUGAUGCACCCACAUGUGAAGGAAAAAAGCAGGAGAGGCUGUUUCUGAUAGGCGACUACUCAUCAUCUGCAGAGUUCUUCGUCACCAUCGCAGUCUUCGCAUUCCUGUAUUCACUGGCAGCUACAGUAGUUUAUAUCUUCUUUCAAAACAAAUAUCGUGAAAACAACCGAGGCCCUCUGAUUGAUUUUAUUGUAACUGUGGUCUUCUCAUUCAUGUGGCUCGUGGGAUCAUCAGCCUGGGCGAAAGGACUCUCUGAUGUCAAAGUUGCUACAGAUCCUGAUGAAGUGCUUUUACUCAUGUCUGCAUGCAAACAGCAGGGCAAUAAAUGCUCACCUGUCAGAGACCCUGCUAUGUCAGGAUUAAACACGUCUGUUGUCUUUGGAUUUCUUAACUUUAUUCUGUGGGCUGGGAAUAUCUGGUUUGUGUUCAAAGAGACUGGUUGGCAUACUUCAAGUCAACGACACGCUCAAAGCACCAUGGAGAAACAGCCAGCUCAAACUGGCUUCAACCAACCCUACAAUCAGCGGGCAAGUGAUCAAGAAAGCUAUGGUCAAACAGCUGGAUACAACCAACAAGGCUAUGGACAGCAACCAGGUUAUGGGCAACAAGCUUCAUAUGGUCAGAUUGGAGGCUACAGUCAGGGUGGUUACAGCCAGAAUGCUCCAACUUCUUUUACCAAUCAAAUGUAACCUGUUCGAGGUCUAAUAUCUGUGCAUCUUUUGUCUGAAAUCCCCAUAGCUC
This is a messenger RNA of Rhincodon typus (whale shark), 1078 nucleotides long. It is a transcript of the gene synpra, whose product is annotated as synaptoporin a. The transcript is spliced from 6 exons. Gene Ontology annotation, cellular component: synaptic vesicle membrane; synaptic vesicle. The record is from RefSeq and is a predicted model, not a curated record. Bases 1 to 1026 code for a protein of 341 amino acids. Lineage: Eukaryota; Metazoa; Chordata; Chondrichthyes; Orectolobiformes; Rhincodontidae.